This is a messenger RNA of Brassica oleracea var. oleracea, 994 nucleotides long. RefSeq lists its product as uncharacterized. NCBI's taxonomy places the organism in Eukaryota, Viridiplantae, Streptophyta, Magnoliopsida, Brassicales, Brassicaceae. The transcript has 5 exons. Bases 36 to 392 code for a protein of 118 amino acids. The record is from RefSeq and is a predicted model, not a curated record.
AAAGAAAAAAAAUCAAAAUCCCUAGAGAAGGAAGAAUGGCGAAAUCUGGUGCGGCUUGUGAGGAUGGGAAAGCUGCUGCUUCUGCUGAUGAUAACAAAUGUGUUCUCUCUCAUAACAAAGGUGCGGCUUGUGAGGAGGGGAAAGCUGCUGCUUCUGCUAAUGAUAACAAUGUUAUCUCUCAUAACAAAGGUGCCGCUUGUGAAGGGAAACCUGCUUCUGGUGCUGAUGACUCAGAUAACAAAGGUAUAAAGUGUGAAGGGAAACCUGCUUCUGCUGAUGAUGACAGUGAUAUCUCAGACAACGAAGCCGCAAAGGUACUUUUCCCCAGAAGAAGCUGUUCUCGUUUGGAAGGCCAAUUCCGCCUUAUCUGCAGAAGCACUCCGAGGCAGUAGACAUCAACGAUGGAUUUGAAACCAGUGGGCGAGCUCAAGAGAGAUCUGCUUGGGGAUUAGAACCUGUGGCUGCGGUUUCUGCAAAAGUUGAGAAGAAAGGAAAAGCACUUGCCGGAGAAGUGAAAGUGGUUGCAGGAGAGGCAGUGACUGCGGUUUCUGGAGAAGUUGUGAGGGCAAGAGCCUUUUGGAAAAGGGCGUUUGAAGUUGCUCGAAAGCAUGAUGCAGGAAAGAAAAUACACUGCUUUUCAUAUUGGCUCCAAGUUGCUGAGCAAAAUGGGCUAUGUCGCUGGCUCUGGCCUUGGCAAGCAGGGCCAAGGGAUACUAGAGCCCCUAGAACCUACCGUUUUACCAAAAAAUACUUGCUUGGAACAUGCGAUAGCCUUGAUCAAGAAGAGUGAAGAUGAGAAGAAGAAGAAGAAGCAAGACUGACCGGUUUUAGGAUGAUACUCUUUGCAAAACAUUCUUUUUGCUUAUAACUAACAGCUACUGUAGUCGUUCUUCAUUUUGAUACUACUUUUAUCUGACUUUUUUUUUGGCAACACCACACAUAUUCCUUGUACUUAGCUGCAUUACUUUUAGUCUUUUACCUUUGUUUUAGAAGA